Messenger RNA from Dentiscutata erythropus, 147 nucleotides. The record is from the annotation of a GenBank genome assembly. NCBI's taxonomy places the organism in Eukaryota, Fungi, Glomeromycota, Glomeromycetes, Diversisporales, Gigasporaceae.
AUGUCUUCAGAAGAAAACGAAGAAAAGGCACUCCUGAUGGCAGUUGGGAGAUGUUUGAGUUGCGGCUCAGGGUGGUUUCGUCCUGUACGAAUGGUUUUUUCUACUCAGUUGAAAGUGGAUGCGUCUAAGGAACAACUUGUUCUUUAG